AUGAAACCGGUGGUAGCGUCGUUGGCGAUUUUGGGCGUCAUCGGUACGAUCGCCGUUUUUCAGGCUGUUCGCGCUCAGGAUAGCCCCGAUUCCCCGGAAGGCCCGGAGAUUCGCGAGGCUAACACCACGUUAAGCCGAACGAAACGACAAUAUGGUUGCCCAACCGGUUGCUACUCGUCGUGCUCGAACAAUCAGCAAUGUGUUCAAUAUCAAGCCAUCUGCAUUUCCGGAUGCUGCUGCGGAUCGUCGACAACAACUCUUGCCACCGCUUGCUCCGGAGGGCCAGCUGUUGCUGCUUGCCUUGGUGGGCUCUGUGGACAGGGAUACUUCUGCUCGUCGAACAAUUAUUGCUGCAGAUGUGCCGCUGGAAACUCGACUGGCCCAUGCGUGAACAAAGUGUGCCCCACCGGCUACUUGUGCAACACGAACGACUACUGUUGCCCAUUGGGAUCGGGUGGAGUGCUUGGUCCAUGCGUGAACGGCGUUUGCCCCACCGGGUACACGUGCGGCGCCGGAAAUUUGUGCUACCUCUCGACGGUCGGAAAGAAA
Molecule: messenger RNA, 549 nt
Organism: Mesorhabditis belari
Lineage: Eukaryota; Metazoa; Nematoda; Chromadorea; Rhabditida; Rhabditidae
Source: the annotation of a GenBank genome assembly